AUGCAGGAGAAGCUACGAGACAUUCUGCUCAAAGAUGGAAUCAACCCACCUAUUGCACUUGCUGUUGCCUGUGGCUCAGUCACAGUGGUUGUGUUAUGGAAAUGGGUGAUACGUAGAGAGAUCCAGAGGAAAAUGAAAGAAGCCCAACGCUGGCGAAAUGGCAGCCUGGAACAAAUGGAAAAAGUGGCUUGGAAGCUUAAACAGAAGAAUCCUGGAAUCCAAUCUGAAUUUAUCCUCUCUCUGACACUAACAGAACUGGCAGAAAAACUCAGGGAGGAAAAACUUUCUUCAGAGAGUGUCCUGUAUACCUAUAUUAAAAAGGCUCUUGAAGUAACCCAGGAGGUGAACUGUGUGACAGAUUUUCUUCAUGGAUGUGAGGAACAGGUCCAGGACCUGAAGAAGCAAAAAGAGAAAGGCUUGUUGUAUGGAAUUCCUGUCAGCAUUAAGGAUCACAUUGGAUACAAGGGACACAUCUCUACCUGUGGCUUGGUGCAAUAUCUUGACAAAGUAGAGGCUGAUGACAGCGUGAUAGUAAAAGUCUUGAAGAAACAAGGAGCAAUUCCAUUUGUGAAAACUAAUAUUCCUCAGAGCAUGAUAAACUACGAUUGCAGUAACUUAAUCUUUGGUCAAACGAGGAAUCCUUUGAACCACAAGAAAAGUCCUGGUGGGUCUUCUGGAGGAGAAGGGGCACUGAUUGCAGGAGGUGGAUCCCUCUUGGGGUUUGGGACAGAUGUUGCUGGAAGCAUUCGCCUGCCCUCCAGCUUCUGUGGACUUUGUGGACUCAAACCAACAGGCUCUCGGUUAAGCACCCUGGGUCUUGCUAGUCCAGUGGCAGGCAUGAAGUCAGUGACAGCAACAAUUGGUCCAAUGGCAAGAGAUGUGGAUAGUCUGGCUCUGUGCAUGAAAGCUCUCUUAUGUGAUGAGUUAUUCCACCUGGAUCCUUCAGUACCACCCAUGCCAUUCAGGGAAGAGAUUUACACCAGUUCAAAUCUCCUUCGGAUUGGAUACUAUAAAGAUGAUGUAUAUUUCCAGCCCUCCCCAAGUAUGAAAAGGGCUGUUCAGGAAACAAAAAAUCUUCUUCAGGCUGCAGGACACACAUUGUUAAUUAAUUAUUCCAAUGUUUGUAGGUCAGCCAAAAACCUUUGGAAGCAACAUGCAGCAGUGGCGGCUUACCGUGAAGAAUUCAUUGCGGAGUGGAGGAAGCUGAAAUUGGACGUCAUCCUCUGUCCAGUCCUGGGACCAGCUUUUAAUGAAGGCUAUCCCGGGAAACUAUUUGCUGCUACUUCAUAUACCAAUUUAUACAAUGUCCUGAACUUCCCUGCUGGGGUUGUGCCAGUCACUAUUGUCACCCAGGCCGAUGAAGAGGAGCUGAAACAAUACCAAGGUCAUUAUGCUGACCCCUGGGAUAAACGGCUGAAAGAGGCUGUCACGGAUGCUGUGGGUCUCCCUGUAGCCGUCCAGUGUGUGGCUUUGGCUUGGCAGGAGGAGCUGUGCCUUCGGUUCAUGAAGGAAGUAGAGACCCUCACCUGCAAGAACAGACUGAAAGCAUAAUCUGUAGCCCAGGCUUAUGGUUUCUCUUCAGACUGGAUAGUCUCCUGCAAAAAAAAAAAAAAAAGGAAAAUAAUAAACAAUUCAAC
Molecule: messenger RNA, 1637 nt
Organism: Notechis scutatus (mainland tiger snake)
Lineage: Eukaryota; Metazoa; Chordata; Lepidosauria; Squamata; Elapidae
Source: RefSeq, a predicted model, not a curated record